Molecule: messenger RNA, 777 nt
Organism: Suillus clintonianus
Lineage: Eukaryota; Fungi; Basidiomycota; Agaricomycetes; Boletales; Suillaceae
Exons: 4
Coding region: 1-777 (258 amino acids)
Source: RefSeq, a predicted model, not a curated record
AUGCUGAUUAUUGAUUUUAUAGGCACUGGUAUUCGCCGUCAGUGCUACGAGCACUUCAAAAACACCUACCCAGAUUCUUAUCAGGAUAUCCUCAAUACCUACGAAGAACUCAACAUGCUGUCAGAUGCUCCUCAAACCAUCGCGCAGCGCACACAAACAUUUCAGAAGCUUACCAGGAGGGUAGGAAGCAUCCUUGACGGAGCUGCUACCAGGCAAGGUUUUGAGGCUGCCCUGGUCAUGUGUGGCAAUAUUGUCAAUGAAGAUGCAUCACUCGGCCAUGUUCACAUGACGCCUGGUGCUGGUGGCUUCUUCGACAGGCACUGCCGAGCCAGUGACCAUGUCAUCAUCGGGCACAUGAAAGCCCAUGUUUACAAUACUAUGUCACUUGCUGCCGUGGAACAGACCUUCAAGACCACUGAAGGGGACGAGGAGCAGGCACCGAUAGAGGUCUUGGAUGUGAGCUCGUCUGAUGUAGGCGAAGAGAAGGAUGCGUUAAAGUCGCUCAAGGCUGGGCUAUUUUCGGAUAGACCCUUCCCAUGGAUAUUGAUGCCUAGCUCACUCGCUAAUGAUCACCUACGUAUUGAGGGGUACCCCGUGCACUUAAGUUUGAUGCCAGGAGAGUCUCACAACAGUAAUUCACGGAGUAAAGGUGUUGCAGGGCUCACGCAACGCAAGGUCAAUGUACUCGCACUCGCAUUGAAGGCAAAGACAAUGCGCGUUGUCAAAGUAACAAAAGCCAUUGGAGGUACGUGCUACAGCCUUUUGAAAUCACUUUAA